Molecule: messenger RNA, 3698 nt
Organism: Oryzias latipes (Japanese medaka)
Lineage: Eukaryota; Metazoa; Chordata; Actinopteri; Beloniformes; Adrianichthyidae
Product: pleckstrin homology domain-containing family A member 1
Source: RefSeq, a predicted model, not a curated record
GUGACGAUCAUUUUACAAAUGCAAAUUAGGAAAGCUAAUAUUUACCUAUAAAAGUUUUUGUGUACGCUAAAAAGAUCAGAGUUUGACUCGCAAAACAGCUGGCGUGCGGAUGUUGAGCCUGCUUACUUUUGCGUCAGAGCGGCCAUCUUCACCAGACACGAUCUACGGCAGCACAGAUCGGUAGGACUGUUGGAGCAGCAUUUUGUCCUGAAUCAGGGGGAGAUGGGCUGAGGCGCAGAGGACAGCCUCAACAACACCGAGACUACAGCCGCUGACAGAGGACUUCUUCUUGGUCUCGCUUGCCCCCUGCUUCUCCUUCUCUGUUCCCGGCCUCAGCAGGCCGGGGAAUGUCCCCGGUGGCGAGAUGCCUUACGUGGACCGACAGAACCGCAUCUGUGGCUUUCUGGACAUCGAGGAGAAUGAGGGCAGUGGCAAGUUCCUGCGGCGGUAUUUCAUACUGGACACCCAGCAAGGGAGCUUGGUAUGGUUCAUGGACAACCCACAGAACCUGCCAGUUGGUACAGACUGUGUUGGCUCCCUAAAGCUCACUUACAUUUCCAAGGUCAGUGAUGCCACCAAGCUCAGGCCCAAAGCAGAGUUCUGUUUUGUCAUCAAUGCUGGGAUGCGGAAGUUCUUCCUGCAGGCCAAUGAUCAACAGGACCUGGUGGAGUGGGUCAACGCUCUUAAUAAAGCCACCAAGAUCACUGUGCCAAAGUUGAUUGACGGUCAGCAGAACUCUGAAAACCUGAAGGGUUUGCCAGAUGUAGCAGUACCCAAGAAGCAAGUGUCCUAUAAGACUGAAAUCAUUGGAGGAGUCCCUAUUGUUACCCAGACACAGCAUGACAGCGGCGACUGCGCAGACCGAGCAGAGCGAGAGGCCAUUCAUCGUUCCCACAGCCAGCUGCCGUAUUUCCUGAGUAAACCAGCUCAGGAUCACAGCGUCAUCAAGGCGGGUUACUGCGUCAAACAGGGAGCAGUGAUGAGGAACUGGAAGCGACGAUAUUUCCUCCUGGAAGAAAAUUCCAUGAGUUACUUCAAGUCAGACUCGGAAAAAGAGCCUCUGAGAAUUAUUCCACUGAAGGAAGUUCACAAAGUGCAGGAGUGCAAACAGAGUGACAUCAUGAUGAGAGAUAAUCUGUUUGAAGUCGUCACUACAUCCAGGACAUUUUACAUCCAGGCUGACAGUCCGGAGGAUAUGCACAGCUGGAUUAAGGCGGUCUCAGCUGCCAUCGUAGCCCAGCGGGGGCCCGGGAGGUCAGCUGCCACAAUGCGGCAGGCCAGACGGCUGUCGAACCCUUGUAUACAGAGGUAUACGUCCCGAAUCGGGGAGUGCAGCAGCACCCUGCUGCAGCUCUGCACCUGUCUUAGAUGUGUGACAUCCUGCUUGUCACUUCUCUUGCCUCCUGUUCGCUGCCUGUAUGUUUUCUUUCCUCUUUCUCAUAGUCAUGAUAACAAAAAACUCUGUUCCAUGUUACUGUAACUGUGCAUGCCUCACACUUGAAUCCGCACAUCCAAAGCUGUAAGCCAUAGAUUUAAGUAACGCAACACGUUGUAUUAAUGACCGGUUACAUGAAUGUGUUGGGAUAUCUAUUAAUCAAAUUUCAGUUUCUAAAGAAAUGAGUAAAGUUAAUGAUUGAACAUUUCUAAUGUGUCUUGAAUCGGAUAUGAAGCUCAGUUUGGAUGUUUGGAUUCAGCAUGCUGCAUGAAGUAAUAGUGUGUCUCAUCAAAAACACAAGAAUUCACACUUUAAAAGGUUCAAACGUGCACCAACUGGCAAAGCCUCAUGCUGUAAUGGCCGGCUUAUACUUCCUGGCUAUCAGCCGUCACAUCAAUCGUACCGCGUCUCUACUGCAAUCAUGCUGUCUAGUUCAUGCUAAGGUUGGUCCGGUCGGCUUGCGACUGUAACUCCUAAAUUACGAAUAUCCUCUUCAAGCCUGAUGAAGUGAUUAUCUCCAGCGUUUCAGUUGUUUGGUAUUUUAUUUAUAGUGAGCCACCUGGGGCCCCAAGACAGGGUCACAUUGUUCUGGUCCCAAGCCCGGAUAAAUAUAGAGCGUUGUGUCAGGAAGGACAUCAAAUCUUUACCGAACCAAAUAUGCAAAUGACACCAUAGCUGAUUUGCUUUGGCGACCCCUGACGGGAAAAGCUGAAAAGGGAAAAAAGAAGAUAUAAGGAUCUUUGAGAUUUUUUUUAACCUAUAUGAAACUUAUUUUAAACAUAUUUUUAAAGCUUUAACACACCAAAUAACUAUAUUUUUAAAAAAUUGAAAUGGCGUGAUAAGCACGCAAUUGUAUUACAGGCGUAAUUUGCGUAUGAUGUCAUGAGAUUUUUUAAUUUCCCAAUAAUUAGGGCGAAUCUCUUCUGAUAGCUUUGCUCCAAAUACGACCUGAGCGAUUACAAGUCACUAUGAAGUAUAAAGCGGGGCCUUGCGUUCCUACACUCAUUUAAGAACAAGUGCUUCAAAAAUAUUGGUUUCAAGGUCGGAAAAGUGACAUUUUUUUGUAUAUAUUAUUUGUAUUUUGAAACAUCGCAACACCUUAUGUAUCUGUUAAAAAUCCCCUAUAACAACACAGAUGUUCUGAUUUUAGCAGUGCAUUAAGUCAGAAUGAGUUAACGGUGGGCCGACUCUUCCUCAUCCACGAACUAAAGCAAAGAAGUGGCUGCUUCUGGUUCCUCAGAGAAAUGACGGUUAAAAAUGUUUACUUCAUGUAAUUAGUGUUUUUUUCUAUGACAGAGCAUUAGGGCCACACUAUAAAUAAUUACAUUUAUGAGAAUAAAGUUGUAGAAGUGAUGAAAAAAAAAAAGCAUUUUACAAGAAUAACUUGAUAGAAUUGAAGAGUCUUCCCCCUUAAGGAUAGGAUUUCUGGUAGGCGUGCUGUCUGCAGUUCCAGAAGUCCAGAUGCAUUAUGGCACAUAGAUUCCUAUGACAUCACCAUAUUUGGGCGCAUUGAUGGAUUUUUUUUCUUUUUCUUUCUUUCUUUCAUGCUGACCGUAAAACUCUGUUUCCAGGAAAACAAACUGAAAAGACAAAUCAGCGGUAGUUUGCAAGAUCCUUGCAUGGCUUGAAGCUUGCGUUAAAAAUGAUCAUCUAAAUGUAUAUCUAUCUUGUGUCUUUGCUCGCCGUCCAGCGCUUCACUAACUGCUCAGUUUUUCUCCAUUUUUGGUUUUCUCUUUCUUUCCUCUUUUGCUUCUGUUUGUUUUCCAGAGAUUGAAAUGUGAGAAUGACAAGCUGUGACAUAAUGAGCAACAUCCAAAUCCUGCUUCCAACGCCACUCUGUUUGAUCUUCCACUGCAACCAUUUAAAGCUACCAAAACUAAAACCUUCUGACACUACUACUCCUGCUACACCUCCAACUUCUGCUACCACUGCUGCUGCUGCUACUACUACUACCCCCAUCAUCUCCACUCUAGCAAAACCUCUACACUUCCACAGCCUCCAGGCUGCAUCAGGCCUCAAUGUCCUGGUUCCAAGUCUGUAAACUCAUCUUUUCAAACAACCUGCUUGUAUUUGGGUGUUUUGUACUUUUUAGUUUUAUCUUCUCACAGUGACUCGCUUGUCAUUUUCAGGAACAUGGCAGCCGCUCCAGUUUCUACCGCAGCCCCACGGCUCCCUGCGUCCCUCCCUCGCCCUCAUCUGCAAUGCCACAGUGCUUCCCCGAGUGGGGGGCCGCUGUCCCGUGCGGCGCACGGCCGCAGCCUGG